This is a messenger RNA of Durio zibethinus, 913 nucleotides long. NCBI's taxonomy places the organism in Eukaryota, Viridiplantae, Streptophyta, Magnoliopsida, Malvales, Malvaceae. The record is from RefSeq and is a predicted model, not a curated record.
CAAGGCUCGCAAUCGAAGCAAGUUGGAAUGAUCUUUUGGUACUCCUUCUCAACUCUUGUAUUUGCCCAUAAAAGUGCAGAAGAGAAUCUCUUGAGCAACUGUCAAAGUUUCUCAAAGUUGGCUUCCAUGUUAACAGUUCAACAGAUUCAAUUGAUCUCAAGAGAGGAUUAUGUAGAUUAUCAUUCUUGUUUAUUGUUCCCAAGGGCAAUUAGCAACUUAAAUUUUGAAAGUCCCAGGCUAAAGCCAUACCAAUCUCCAGAAGAAUAUGCCAAUGCUUUAAGAAGGGGAAGUAAGAAUGGUGGUGUGUCAGCCAUUAUCGAUGAAAUACCAUACAUUAAAGUAUUCCUUGCCAAUACUCUGCUGUUUGUUCUUUCUUUAAUUUGCAGCAAUGGGUGUUCAUUGUCUUAUGUUAACUUAUUGGUUUUCCCUAAAGGUUCACCCCUGGUCCAAGACAUAUCAAGUGCAAUUGUGAGGCUAAGAGAGGAAGGAAAGCUGCAGAUGAUAGAAAAUGCAUUGUCUAACAGUGAGUCAAGCUUUUCAAACCAGGACUCUACAAGUAAUCCCAGCAGUCUAAACCUUGAUAGCUUUGGGGGUUUGUUUCUUGUAACUGGGAUCUCUUCAACUUCAGCUCUACUGAUAUGGCUAUAUCAAUAACGUCAAUCCAUGACAAUCAGCAAUUUCAAAUUCUACCUAAACAGUAGCUUGGAGUUUACAAAAGAGUACUUCAAUUAGUCUUUAAAAGAAAUUUAUGACACAAAGCUAAAUUUUUUAUCAUUAUGCUAUUGUGUACAAAUUGUAAGUUUUUCUACUCGUUAUAUUGAGUUUGUAAGCCCUCAAAUUUAAUGACAGUAGGGUUGUGACUCUAUUCAAUGUAAUCUUUUUUAUUUUUCAAAUUUAUUGUUUAUUUUUAUAU